Messenger RNA from Aspergillus sclerotioniger CBS 115572, 1188 nucleotides. Its product is annotated as YeeE/YedE family protein. The record is from RefSeq and is a predicted model, not a curated record. Gene Ontology annotation, cellular component: plasma membrane. The transcript has 3 exons. NCBI's taxonomy places the organism in Eukaryota, Fungi, Ascomycota, Eurotiomycetes, Eurotiales, Aspergillaceae. Bases 120 to 1112 code for a protein of 330 amino acids.
UCCCCGAAUGCCCACACGAGCCCUUCGUCAGUCAGUCGGUGAACUCGAGUGAAUGGAUCUCCACACCUCCUUUUCUUUUCGCUUUUCUUCUUCGUGCAUUGCAGUGGUGUGAUUGAGAUAUGUUUACUCCCGUGCAUACAUCGCUAGGGGCAUUGCUGCUCUUUCAAGGCUCGGCGGGUCUGCUGUUACACAAUGGAUCCGUUUUGGGCAUUUCCUCGCUCUUGUCCGGCGCGGUUCUCAAUCCAACCCCGGACAAUAUGUCCAUCAUAGCCGGGUUGGUGUCAAGUGUGGUGCCAGUGGCUCUCUUCAUGCCUACCUUGAUCCCAUCAUAUCCUCCAGCACCGAGCUCCUGGCUGUCCUUCAUGUCCACGGUGGGCACUGGAUUUCUGCUGGGUUGGGGCACAAAGAAUGGUCGAGGUUGCACGUCCGGCCACAUGCUCUGCGGCAUUUCUCGAAUGUCGCCGCGAUCGUUCAUUGCUACCGCAGUCUUCUUUACCACCGCGUUGCUCACGGCCAAUUUCGUUGCCGGAGGCAACAUCCCCCCAUGUGCCGGGGAAGUACCCUGCUACAUGCCCGUCUAUCCAGCGACAGGGGAGAUUAUCUUCAUGGUCGGCACCACAAUUCUCGCGUCCGUGAUGAACUUCUUCGUCGUACCUCGAACCCUCGAUCGAUCACAUAGGUCCAGAACAAUAUUCUCGUAUCUGGCAGGCUUGGAAUUCGGUAUGGGGCUGUUGUUCUCCGGUAUGGCCGACCCAGCCAAGGUGUUGCGGUUUUUUGCCUUCCUCUCCGACCCAUCCCGUUUCGAUCCGUCGCUGGCACUCAUUAUCGUUUUCGGAAUCGGCCCGUCGCUGGCGACCUAUUUGUCCAUAAGACCAGGACAGCACACAGACGAGAAGGUGGAACAGUCAAAGCCCACUCUGGCGGAGCGAUGGCAACUGCCCACCGCCACUGUGGCGGAUAUCGACUGGCGCUUUGUAGCUGGUGCAAUGGUUUUUGGUCUUGCUUGGGGAUUACGUGGUGUAUGUCCUGGCCCAGCAGUCCUGCGCACUGUGCUGCAGCCAGCCUGGGGUCUGGCGGAGAUGACUGGUUUUAUGCUCGGAGAUAUGGUGUGAUUAACCCGGGCUGGAGAAUGGCUGUUGGACAGGUUGUGUGACCAUUCAAGAACUAUGCAGUAUCAGCACAGCCCAG